Eruca vesicaria subsp. sativa (arugula) is the source of this 616-nucleotide messenger RNA. NCBI's taxonomy places the organism in Eukaryota, Viridiplantae, Streptophyta, Magnoliopsida, Brassicales, Brassicaceae. The record is from the annotation of a GenBank genome assembly.
AUGGUAAAAUCAUGGCUGGGAACAAAGCCAAGAAAAAUAAAAACUUUUCAGAGAUUCUCGAGAAGAUAGAAGGAGAAGGACACUUCUUUCAGUGGCGAUCAAAUUUUAUAUCGUGCAUUGAUUACGAGUAGGAUGGUUUGAAUGGAAGAGAUGGGAAAUCAUAGGAAUGAAUCGACGAGUAACGGAAGGAAAGACAGGACAGGACAGGACAAGAAGGCGGAGUGUUGCAUCUGAUGCGAGAGGAAAUGUGCUUCUUUUUGUUGAUGGUGUCGAUGCCGAACUCCGACAGACGCUCCAAGAAGAUGUGCUCUCUAAAAAGAGUGCACCGUCUAAGAGUGAUGCUCCUCUUAUCACCCCCAUCUACCUUGCCGAGGCUGAUAGGUUUGUCGUUGGCUUCCCAACAAAGUUCGGUAUGAUGGCUGCUCAGUUCAAGGCAUUCGUAGAUGCAACUGGUGGCCUCUGGAGGACUCAACAACUUGCUGGUAAGCCAGCCGGAAUCUUCUACAGCACCGGGUCUCAAGGUGGUGGUCAAGAAACCACAAUUGCUUCCGUGUUUACUUGUGUUGUCACUGAUUCUAGCACAAUUUUUUUUUGUAAUCUUUGUAAGCAGGAGUAA